Molecule: messenger RNA, 369 nt
Organism: Fraxinus pennsylvanica
Lineage: Eukaryota; Viridiplantae; Streptophyta; Magnoliopsida; Lamiales; Oleaceae
Source: the annotation of a GenBank genome assembly
AUGACUGCUUCAUCAUCAGACACGACAUCAUCUCCUUCUCAUUCUCCUCAUCAGUUUGCCGCCUCCGGCCAAGAAACCAGCAAGCCUCGGGAUGAACAAGUAUUUCGCCAACAGUUCAGAAAGGGCAAGUAUGUUAGCCCAGUUUGGAAACCUAAUGAAAUGAUGUGGUUGGCGAGGGCUUGGAGGGUUCAGUAUCAAGGUGGAUCCGAAGAUUCGAUCCCUUCAAUAGAGGGUGCUGCAGCCUCUGUAGGUGACGUGGCAGCGGCGACGGGAAGGGGGAAAACACGAGCUGAUAAAGAUAAAAAAGUUGCAGAAUUUUUGAAUAGGCAUGGGGUGAAUAGGGAUGCCAAGACUGUCGGUACAAAAUAG